AUGGAGAUUGACCCGUCUGCACCCGGGCCCCCACCAAUAUGGGAGAUCGAAGACACGGCCCAAACCAGUUAUGAAUCCAUCUAUGGCUAUGAUGUCGAUGCACAACUGCACUACAAUCCACUACGAAUCCCAUCCGGUUUCGGUCGAGAUAUCUUCCAUGAUCCCCGAUAUGAGGAAGAACCAGACAGCUAUGCAGUCGCUACCAUGAAAUUUAACACCCUCUACAGGCAGGUCGAGAACCAUUUCGAAAUCAUGAAGAACGAGCACUUCUUGACGCAAGCGGCCAUGCUCAACGAAGCCAACCACAGGAUCUGCGACUUCAAGCAUCUGCACGCCCGGGUCAUGGAUGCCAGAUCUGCCGAGACCGACGCCGACGUUGCAAAGGCCCAUGAGCUGGCGAUCCGCUUCCAGUUCCUCGUCGCGGCCUGCACGAGCAAGGCGGAGGAGAUCUACCGCAGCUUCGGCCUGUCGAGUCUGGCCCCGGAAGACAAGCGGUGGCAAGAUCACCCGGCGCAUCUGGAGGCGGAGGCGGAGGAGGAGAGAGAGUGGAUCGCGGACUGGAAGAUCGACGAGGUGCAGCCUGAGAGCGUGAUCAAGGAUACGAUGCCCUCGCUAUGA
This is a messenger RNA of Hypoxylon fragiforme, 618 nucleotides long. RefSeq lists its product as uncharacterized. The record is from RefSeq and is a predicted model, not a curated record. The transcript has 2 exons. Bases 1 to 618 code for a protein of 205 amino acids. NCBI's taxonomy places the organism in Eukaryota, Fungi, Ascomycota, Sordariomycetes, Xylariales, Hypoxylaceae.